UCCACAGCGUUCCUUCACUUCACCUUCACCAACAAAUACCAUCCAACAUGGGAGGCAAGAAAGCCGCCGGCGAAAACUCCAAAAAGGCCGCAGGAAACGCCCGUGUAUGUUCUUCCUCCAAUUUUCACCCCUCAUGCGGUGUAAUUAGCUACGCUACGCGCAAGAAUUAUUCUUACCCCGCCCCCGCUCAACCACCACCACCACCCCAUUCCGAAAAGUCUGCACGAUAACGGUAUACACGCAAGCUAACAAGAAACUCAUGGGGAUAGAAAGCCGAAGCCGCGGCGCAGAAAAAGGCCGUCGAGGAUUCCAAACGCGCCGCAGAGGAGGAUAAGCAAUGGUCCAAGGGUGCGAAGAGUAGUGCGAAGCGGUAUUUCCCCCCUCCCUUCUCUACAUUCUCCCCUCCAGACCAAAUUCAACCACCCCAAACCAAACCAAACAAACCAAAUAACUAAACGAGGAUGAUAUGUAGUGACGACGCCGAAGCCAAAAAAGCCGAAGCCGCGCGCAAAAAAGCCGAACGCGACGCUCUCCUCGCCGCCGAAGAAGCCUCCCAGCCCAGCAAACCCAAGAACACCAAGUCCGCUACCAAGAAAUCAUCCGCCGCCCCGAGCCGCGGAACCCUCGACCUCUCGCAGCUCGAUUCCUCAGACGGAGGCAGCAAGAAGGCUUCUGCGCUUAAUGCCUCGGGUAUCGAUAACGCGUUGGACGCAUUGUCACUGACGGGCAAGGAUAGUGGCAAGAUUGAUCGACACCCGGAGAGGAGAUUCAAGGCGGCGUAUGCGGCGUUUGAGGCGAGGAGGUUACCCGAGAUUGAGGCGGAGAAUCCGGGACUUAGGAGGAAUCAAAGGGUUGAGUUGUGUAAGAAGGAGUUUGAGAAGAGUGAGGAGAAUCCGUUUAAUCAGGUGCAUGUGGCGUUUGAUGCGAGUCGGGAGGAGAUUGCGAGUGUGAGGGAGGCGGAGAAGAGGAAGGUGGAGGCGAGGUUGACUCGGUGAGAUUCUUUCUUUGGGGGGGUUAUUUGGUUGGGGGAUAGGUUGGGAUGGGUAUACCCGCUCUGUAUAGAGCCAUGAGGUGAUAUUAAGUAUAGACACCGCAAUGCAGAAUGAUCACGAACAAUGGU
Aspergillus ibericus CBS 121593 is the source of this 1120-nucleotide messenger RNA. Its product is annotated as coiled-coil domain-containing protein 124. Gene Ontology annotation, biological process: transcription by RNA polymerase II. Gene Ontology annotation, cellular component: nucleus. Lineage: Eukaryota; Fungi; Ascomycota; Eurotiomycetes; Eurotiales; Aspergillaceae. The record is from RefSeq and is a predicted model, not a curated record. Gene Ontology annotation, molecular function: transcription coactivator activity. The transcript has a single exon. The coding region runs from base 462 to 995 and encodes 177 amino acids.